Molecule: messenger RNA, 2687 nt
Organism: Fragaria vesca subsp. vesca
Lineage: Eukaryota; Viridiplantae; Streptophyta; Magnoliopsida; Rosales; Rosaceae
Product: proteinaceous RNase P 3-like
Exons: 7
Coding region: 1-2271 (756 amino acids)
Biological process (GO): tRNA 5'-leader removal
Molecular function (GO): protein binding; ribonuclease P activity
Source: RefSeq, a predicted model, not a curated record
AUGCUAGCCACUGCAUGCUCGGCUGAUUCCUUAGAUGAAUCAUUUCGUAUGCCUGAAUCCACCGCCAUUGAGAACCUUGGUCGAUUUUGUCGUACCAUUGUCACCAUUUAUCAAGAACGCUACCUUCGGGUUCCUACAACAGAGGAUCUUGACAUGCUCCUACAAAGAGCCGAGCGACGAGGAUUUCCUGGAAUGAUCGGUUCGCUGGACUGCAUGCAUUGGCAGUGGAAGAACUGUCCAGUUGGGUGGCAGGGGAGCUUUAGCAGCAAAACAAGGAAACCAACUAUUGUUCUGGAAGCUGUGGCUGGUCCUGACACUUGGAUCUGGCAUGCUUUCUUCGGAAUCCUGGGGGCGCAGAAUGACCUCACUGUUCUCGGACGUUCCCCACUAUUUGAUGCUGUCACAGCAGGUCAGUCACCACAACUUAACUAUCAUGUUAACGGGACUCCUUAUGAGUUUGGCUACUACCUUGCUAAUGGUAUUUACCCUAAGUGGGCGACAUUAGUGCAAUCUAUCAGACAACCUGAGAAUGAACAGGAGGAGUAUUUCUCCACUAAACAGGAGGCAUAUCGCAAGGAUGUUGAAAGGGCAUUUGGAAUUCUACAAGCACGAUUUGCAAUAAUUAGGCAACCUGCAAGAGGUUUCGAAAUUUGGACAUUGAUGGGAACCCCCAAGAGGAAGAAGAAGCAGACCCCAGAGGCCCAAUUCCACUCUUCCCUCACUUUCUGCUCAAAGAACAAGGACUUGAGCACUGCGAUCUCGCUGUAUGAAUCCGCUGUUUCACGGAACACGCGGCUUAACCAGCACCAUUUCAACACCCUGUUGUACCUCUGUUCUAACUCGGUCACUGACCCAGCCCUGAAGCAAUCGGCUUUGGAAUAUGGCUUCCGGAUGUUUGAUCACAUGUCGUUGACUGAAGUCGUCCCCAAUGAGGCCACGAUAACGGCUGUUGCUCGGCUUGCUGCGGCGAAGGGCGAUGGAGAUUAUGCUUUUGAGCUGGUGAAGGGUAUGGAGAAGUAUAAUGUGUUGCCGAGGUUGCGCACUUGUGACCCGGCAUUGUUCUGCUUUUGUGAGAAGCUGGAGGCGGAUAAGGCGUAUGAGAUGGAGGAGCAUAUGAAUAAGGUAGGAGUGAGUGUAGAGGAGCCUGAGAUUUCAGCCCUAUUAAAGGUGAGUGCAGAGAUGGGAAGAGGAGAGAGGGUUUAUGAUUACUUGCACAAGUUAAGGAAUACUGUGAGGUGUGUUAGUGAAUCGACAGCCAAGAUCAUUGAGGAUUGGUAUCGUGAUGGAAGGGCUAGUGAAGUUGGUGAGGUGAGUUGGGACUCGGGUAGGGUCAAAGAGGUGGUUUUGAGGAAUGGAGGAGGGUGGCAUGGGCAGGGGUGGAUUGGGAAGGGGGAUUGGGAUGUUCAGAGAGCCAAUGUGGAUUCUGAAAGCAAGUGUUGCUCCUGUGGCGAGCAUUUGGUUUGUGUUGAUAUUGAUUGUGCAGAGACAGAUAGGUUUGCGCAGUCUGUUGCCGCUUUGGCAAUGGAAAGGGAGGUUAGGUUGAAUUUCAGUGAGUUUCAGGAUUGGCUGGACAAACAUGCUGAUUAUGAAGCUAUUGUGGAUGGAGCUAAUAUUGGGCUCUACCAGCAAAAUUUUGCAGACGGUGGAUUCAGUCUUCCUCAGCUUGAUGCUGUUGUGAAAGAGUUGUACAAUAGAAGUGGAGAGAAAUGGCCACUUGUUGUCUUGCAUAAUAGACGUUUCAAGUCACUAGUGGAAAACCCUUCCCACAGAAAAGUGGUUGAGGAAUGGAUGGAUAAAGGUAUUCUUUAUACCACACCAAGUGGCUCGAACGAUGACUGGUAUUGGCUUUAUGCUGCUGUGAAACUGAAAUGCUUGCUUGUGACAAAUGAUGAAAUGCGCGAUCAUAUAUUUGAGCUUCUUGGAAGCAGCUUCUUUCUUAAGUGGAAAGAGAGGCAUCAAGUACGAUACACUUUUAUUAAAGGCAAUCUGAAACUUCAGACGCCACCGCCAUAUUCUUCAGUGAUCCAGGAAUCAGAAAGCGGAUCGUGGCAUGUGCCUCUAGCAGAUGACAGCUGUGAGGAGCCAGCAAGAACCUGGCUCUGCAUUACCCGGCCAAGUGUAACUAAAGCUUCCAGUGGAGUUCUGAUAUCCCAAAGUGCGUUGCCAAACUCCUGCACAUCUCAGUUUGUUACCAGUCACAAUGAUAAAACCACAACUAAGACGGGUAAAAGAAAAGAGAGGUCCCCAUCUCCUUCCCACCUUAUGAUUUAAGUCUUCCGCCUGCUUAGUAUCGUGUUCUGGCAUGUUCAUUAUAAUUCUAUAUAGGGUCCAUAUCUCUUGGAGAUGAGUAAUGUGGUCAGGAGAAGCAGGGUGGCUUAUCUAAGAACAGCCCCUCAACUGUCUGCAACACACCCAUGUUUCCCUGUUAGUUUCUCUGAUGUUGUAACAUGCAAAUUUUGUGGAAUUAGCUCAUUCUUUAUAGUCAGCUUAACCAAAUAAAAAGAAGAAAAGAAAAUGAAGCUUAUGUCCUGAACUUUUUAGACACCAAGCUUUCUUUAACAUGUUGUGCUAGUUUGGGUGUCAAAUUACAAAUCCUAGUUUAUCAUGUAAGCAUGAUAGCAUUCCUUGCAUGCACGUUUGUUGCACAAAGAUGGAAGUAAUUUUACAAAGCUACUGCUAUUAGACUG